This is a messenger RNA of Phytophthora sojae, 834 nucleotides long. Its product is annotated as pectate lyase. Gene Ontology annotation, cellular component: extracellular region. The record is from RefSeq and is a predicted model, not a curated record. The transcript has 2 exons. Gene Ontology annotation, molecular function: pectate lyase activity. Bases 1 to 834 code for a protein of 277 amino acids. Gene Ontology annotation, biological process: pectin catabolic process. Lineage: Eukaryota; Oomycota; Peronosporomycetes; Peronosporales; Peronosporaceae.
AUGCUAACUUCAGUGGCCGCCCUCGUUCUAUCGGCCACGAUGGUUUCUGCCCUUCCCGUCCCUGACGGCACUUGGCCCGUGAGCAAAGGCAACGUCAGCUUCGACAAGGCGCACACGAUCAAGGCUGGCGAAGUAUUCGACGGCAAAAUGCAGACGUUUGACCGCUCCAACCUCAUGUGCCACGGGCAGGAGGAGAGCGGCAACUCUACCGCCGUCUUCCUCCUCGAAACGGGCGCUACUCUGAAGAACGCCAUCAUCGGCGCGAACCAAAUGGAGGGUAACGUCUGGUGGGACGAUGUGUGCGAGGACGCCUUGAGUAUUAAGGGCGGCGACGCCUCCAGUGUGUCGCGCGUUCUUGGCGGCGGUGCUCGCUACGCGGACGACAAGAUCAUCCAGCACAACGGUCUCGGUACGGUCAUCGUCGACGGCUUCUUCGCGCAAGACUUCGGCAAGCUGUUCCGCUCCUGCGGCUCGUGCAAGAACAACCCGGCGCAGCGCUUCCUCAACAUGCGCAACGUGUACGCAGAUCUCGAGGUCAUCAAGACGCAGCGCGUGGACCCGAACGUGAGUAUCGUCAUGAUGAACGAGAACUACAACGACGAGGCCGUUCUGCACAACAUCUUCGUCAAGCCGGGCGCCGAGAACUACACCGAGUGCGGCUGGUCUCGCGGUGUGCAGAAGGGCGAAAAGCCUCUCAUCCUGGGCAACGGACCGAAGAAACCCGUGUGCCAGUACGCGAUGAGCGACAUUCACCUUGUGGACGGCAAGGACAACCAGCAACAGCAAGAAGAGCAAGCGCCGGGGACGGUGGUUCCUGCCAAGGGGCUCAACUAG